Messenger RNA from Lotus japonicus, 750 nucleotides. RefSeq lists its product as uncharacterized. The record is from RefSeq and is a predicted model, not a curated record. The transcript has a single exon. NCBI's taxonomy places the organism in Eukaryota, Viridiplantae, Streptophyta, Magnoliopsida, Fabales, Fabaceae. The coding region runs from base 1 to 750 and encodes 249 amino acids.
AUGGACGUCGACAUCGAGAGCGGAGUGAGUGGCGGCCAACCUAAUGGGCGGCCGCCGGAAGCACCACGCCGACCUACGUUCAAAGAGAAAGUUCUGGGGAAGGUCGCGGUUGAAAAGAGCAAGAUAGUGCAAAACUUGGUGGAAGCAGGAGUCAUGAAGAAAGUGCUUGUGGAUGGGAAUGAUUUCUUUCCCAUGUUCGACUUCCAGGAUAAACAAUCCUAUGCUGAAAUCUGUAAACCCUGGAUAGGGUGCUUGGUGGUAAAACUGCUUGGAAGGCACAUCGAUUAUAGAGUGUUGUGUGAUCGGUUGAAGAUGCUUUGGAAGCCGACAGGAGGUAUUGAAGUCCGGGAUAUCCACCAUGGAUACUUCUUGGUGCAGUUUGAUGUACAGGAAGAUCGAGAGAGAGCCAUGGCUGGGGCUCCCUGGAUGAUCUAUGAUCAUUACCUGGCGGUUAAGCCUUGGACUCCAGAUUUCGUCGCUGCCAACUCCACGAUAAGUACCACUGCAGUUUGGAUCCGUAUCCCAGGCCUAUGCUUUCAGUUUUACAACGAGAGCAUCCUCCUAACCCUGGCCUCCGCUGUGGGAACACAGAUUAGGGUUGACAUGAACACAGUGGAUAUGAACAGGGGCAAGUAUGCAAGGGUGUGCGUGGAGAUUGAACUGAACAAACCGGUACUGGGAAGAGUUGGUUUGUGUGGUGUAUGGUACAAUGUCGAGUACGAAGGGUUGCACCUGCUAUGCUCGAAAUGA